Messenger RNA from Spizellomyces punctatus DAOM BR117, 760 nucleotides. RefSeq lists its product as uncharacterized. Bases 31 to 738 code for a protein of 235 amino acids. Lineage: Eukaryota; Fungi; Chytridiomycota; Chytridiomycetes; Spizellomycetales; Spizellomycetaceae. The transcript has 4 exons. The record is from RefSeq and is a predicted model, not a curated record.
CCAUUCCCAAAUACAAAAAAUAAACGUCAAAUGUCCACCCCACCCCUCACACCACCCACCCCCGAUGACCCAAAACGCAUAUCCCUUCUCGACACGAUCCGCGACAGUCUCGCCCGCCAAAACAAAACCACAUUACUGUAUCGGAUCAUUGUCUGUGGAUCCAUACCUCCCCAAACUGACCGCUCAGAAAUCAUUGCAAACUACCAAAAACUAUUCAAAACCCAUCAAACAGAUACAGAUCUCAUAACAGGUCUUUUAGUCCUCUAUCCAGAAACCUACAUCCACAUCCUCGAAUCCUCCACAAAAACCACAUAUGCAUUCAUGACUUCGUUACAAUCUCAUCCAUUGUUGGGGAAAAGUAAGGUACUCGCUGUGUUGGAUGAUGUUUAUCAUCGGUUUUUCCCGUUUUGGGCUGGGAGGGUUUUGGAAGGGCGGGCUGGGGUUGGUGGGGAGGAUGUUGUUGAAGUGGAUGAAGACGUUGUUGCGGGUGUUUGUGUAGAGUUGUGUAAGGUUGGGGUUGGGCUGGGGACAAUGGGAAAGAAUGAUUUAAAAGUGGCUUUGGAUGAAUUGACAACGCAGUUUAGAGAUUCCAUCCCAAGAUCAUCGCUCUUGUCGGCUAUUAUUCAGUCAAAAACCGUCAUGUCCAUUGAAGAGUGGAUAGACAUUUACGCGAAAUCCUUUACGCUUGUACUUGAAAGUGAACGGGUAUGGCCAGCUCAACGUCCUCUGGUGUUUUAAUAAAUACUAUCUAUCAACCCCA